AUAGAUUCUGUGCUCUGUUCUGCCAUAGCCCGUAUAACUUUGUAUCGUUUCCGUUUAGUGUAAUGUCUACUGUUUAAUUUAAUAUAAUGGAAAAAAUAAGUGUAUUUUUGUUAAUGUUCAAUUCGAGCGGAAGUUAUUGAUGUAUAUUUUACGUUUCCUUAAAUUUUUUUCGUACAAUAAUUCAGUUAACUAUGUAUCGUGAAAUUGUCACUUAGCGGUCCAAUCAAUUGUGAAUCGAAGACCGGCAAGCUAACAUCUUUCGAGAUCAAAAAUGAACAAAACACAUAUAUUUUCUCUGUUUUAUCGAGAAUAAAUUCGAAAAGUCACAAUGGGUGUUGAACAUCUUCAAACAUAUUUAGGAAGUCCAAAUUUGGAAGGAGGAGCGGUGUCUGUUGAUUUAUUGAAAAUUGCACGAAAUGUUACCCAAAGACAACAGCCUCACAAUACUAAUCGUAAAAUAAGGCCUAUUGGAAAUAAAUUGAAACUUAUUGUUGAUGCUGAGAAUUGCUUAGAUAGAUUAUAUGGGGGGUACUUCUCAGAUUGGGCCUGUGGAGGUCAAUGGAAUAGAAUGGUACAGUUUUUAUCCCUUUUAACUCAAGCUAUCGAACCUGGAAGCAUUGAAUUGGCUGUGGUUUUCAAUGGAACAAUUGAAAAUUGUAGGAUGAGUGAGUGGAUUGCGGAGCAAGCUCUUUUACGCCAAAGAGUUGCUAGUGUUUUGAAACAUGUUAAUACUAAAGCCACUCCACCACCUAAAGUAUGGUGGAUUCCCCCUACUUUUCUUAGGUCAGCUUUGAGAAUGGCUUUAAGACAUUUGGGUAUUACUGUGAUGUGCACCAUGGAUGAUCACCACCAAGAAGUUAUUGCUUAUUGCCGAGAGUAUGGCUUUCACGGGUUGUUGGCAGAUGAUGCUGAAUAUGCUGCUUUUGAUCCACCUAGAUAUUUUUCUUCAGAAAACUUGAAGUUGACAUAUAAGGGAUCCCUUGAGACAAAAGAAUAUAUGCUGAAGGAGUUGACCAAAACUUUGAAGUUAUCUCAAGAGCAAAUUUGUGUGAUGGCAGCUUUAUUAGGAAAUUUUCUCCUUUCUGAAUCAAGCCUACAGGAUUUGUAUAGGAGGAUUGGUCUAACUGAUAUACCUUGUGACAAUAAAGAAAAAGAAGAUUUGACUAAAAUUGAAGCGAAUAUUAGGCAGUUGGCCGAGUAUAUACAAAAUUUACCACAACCUUCCUCUAUGGAGUCUCUGGUAGAGGCUGUAUUUGGAAAUGUAAAUGACAAGAGAGCAUCUAGGUUCAGGCAAUCUGUACAGUAUUAUCUUAAUGGUACAGCUAGUGGAUUUCUCAAGUACUGUGCACCCGCCGUUACCCCUAAAGAUAGAAAUGCGGAGAAAACUGAUUUCAGUGAUUAUACUAAAUUGGAAGAGAAUAAUUUCAAUCCUAGUGUUGGUUUUGCUUCUGAAACUACAGAGCAAGAACGUGAAACUCUGCAAAAUUACAAAAUGGCCACAGCCAAUGCAGUAAUGUCUUCUGAUAUUUUAGUUGAUACCCAAGAUACUAUCAAAAACCAAGGUAACAACAAUUUUCCAUCAGAUCUUUCACAUUUUAAUGGCUUUACUAAUGGCUCAACAACAAAUACAGUAUUGAAUCGUGGCCAGGUCAACCUGUUAGUUAAUAAUAGUAGCUCUAGUUCAGCAGCCACCACAAAUACCAAAAGAGCCAUUAAAAGCGCUUGUCCUAAAACUAACUUGGUUACCCCUACGGUGGCUGCAGAUGUAUUAAGGACAGCUUCUCUCCGCCACCAGAAGGGCCUUAUGGCACCUCAGAUUCUUCAUGUUUUGAGCACCCAAGAAGUUCGAUUACCUUGUCUGAUGGAAGAUGAACAGAACAGAGAAUUCCCAUCUAUUCAUGAUAUAUAUCAACCACUGCGGCAGAAAGUUUAUGCCGUUAUCUUCAACUUGCAUCAUUUGCGGUAUCUACAUAGCAAAAGAAAAGAAUCUGGAGAAAUCUCAGAAUAUGCCCCACAGCCUGACAUUAUCGUUAAAGAAUGGAAAUACAGUCGGAGCAAUCCUUAUAUAAAACCUGAAGAAGUUAAAGCAGAGCCAUUACCGUGGGCAGUUCCUACCCUACAUAGACUUUGGUUUGGCCCUGCAAUGGACGAUAAACGUAGGAGAAUGAGAGCACUCCUUUCUUGCCUUAAUUCAGAUUCCCCUCUCAUACUGAAUACAUCUUAUGUACCUCAACAUAUGCUCAUUAUGGCUUGUGUUUUGAGGUACAUCAUGUCACAAGACAGACCUAUUAUGAGGCCACAAGAGUUGGACGCUUUUCUUUGUCAAGCUUUCAGUGCUGAUCUAAUGAACGCUCAAUAUCUGCAAGAGUUAACAUUGAGUGUGGUCACAAGCCGAGGUGUUCAACUCGCUACACUAUUCAUGCAGGGUGUUGAAUAUGCUAUUUUGGCAAACGAUGCUUGUGGUGCGCCAUUGCCUUGGCUUAUGUGCUGCCCAUGGCUCUAUUUUGAUGGUAAACUAUUUCAUCAUAUCCUUGCUAGAUCUGCGCAUUCCAAGAAUAUUCUAGAACUCUGCGAAAGCCACAUAGAACGUGUAGUUAAAGUUGAAAGGAUGCGCAAAGCAGUAUUAGAAGGUUUAGAAAUAAAAUUUGCCAAACCUCCUCUAGCUGCUUUCCAAGGUUUGAUACGUCCAAACCUUGGAGGACCAACUUGUAUUCCUCAAAUGCCCAUUCCUUCAGCGAGAAGCACGCCUGGUUUGAGGAGACCUAUCCUAUCCAAAGGGGGUCAGUUGCAAGUAGCAGGUGUGGUUGUUGGAUCUUGGGGGGCUAAUUAUGGCUAUCAGGGUUUGAAUCGUCAACCUCCUGGUCCUGUAAACUUUGGUAGAGGACGUGGAGGCGGCAACCAGUUUCCCCAGAAUUCCGGAGGAAGAGGACAGGGCAAGAAAAACGGCUCCCCAACUUAUCCUGUAGGAAAUAGAAAACAGUCUACAAACAAAAAACGCAAUGCUUCUAACAAAUUUAACAAGAACGGCAACAAAACUGCAACCAAUCAGAUGAGAACUCUGACUGUGAAUACGGAAGAUGGUGAUGUACCAGUGGUCGAAGGGGAAAUAGUUGAUAAUGAAAUUGGUGACAAACGAGAAGGCAACCAGAAAACAGAACAUCAGGGUCAAGGGGACGCACCUCCUAGAACUGGAGAAUCAAAAUUUGCAGACAAUUGAAGAAUUUUGAAGAAAGAAGCCCAUUAAGAAGUAACUGGAUCACUUUUGUGUUUUCUUAAUUCAGAUGUAUUGCCAAAAUCCAUUUAUUUUCAUGUUACUUUAGGUUACCUACCCAACAAUUAAUAUUUUUAUUAUUAAAACUAAGUGAGGAGUGAACUGACUAAGAUAUAUGUGAUUUUGACUGGCAAGAAAUAAAUAGUGGUUAGUUCAGUAAUUAAUAUCAUGGUGCAUUCUGUGCGAGAAAAUUAAAUGCAAGUUAUAGUCAGCUAAGAGAAACUAUUUAAGGAGCCCAAAAAAGUUUGUGAACAAAAACUAACCAUUCUACAAAUUAUUGUGUUCACAAAACGAUUUCAAUAACGCUGACUGAUCUGUUUGAAAGCAUAUGUAUAUUUUUCUAUGUUUGUUACAAAUGUUGAAAUAAAUUUAUAUUGACUGAAGAUUUGCGUUCAGAACGCAACUGUGAUUGUAUUUAUGGUAUUUAUAUACAUUUUAGAUCUGUUGAUAGUGGGAUAUUUAUUCAACAUUAUUACAGUGUGGUUAUUGCACUGUACUAUGAUAUUGAAUAUAUAUUCAAGGAAUGAGAUAAUUUAAAGAUGGUUCUGUAAGUAUACAAAAUUGGUGGUUACUUUGCCUGUAUAUACAGUCUUCAGCAAUCACAAUAAACUUUAUUAUCAAAUGUAGAAGGGGUUAUAUCAACAACAACAAAAUUAUCAGAUAUCAAAAUAUACAUUUUAUUGAUAUAUUUCAAGGUUGAAAAAUUAGAUUUUUUUCAAUAUUCCUGAUUCCUGGUAGCAUCCAUUUGAUAUUUCCCUUUUGCAAGAACAAAAAAAUCCGCUCAUUUGGCUUCCAUUCUAACAUGGAAAUUAAAAUCAAUUGACAGAUUGUUAUGGCUAUAUAACUUAUUGGACAAAUAAUAAUGAUUGCAGUAAAUUACUUAAAAAACAAAUAAAGCAUCAGAAAUGCAUAUUACAUUCCGGAGAAAUUUAAUGAUGCAUCAAAAUAUAAAGAGCCAAAGAGCGGUUUGAACAUUUCGAAAUAACAAAGAAAAUAUUUUGAAAGAUACCAUACAUUGAAAACUUUAGUAAAUGUAAUCCAUUCAAUAAUGGAAACAGGGUGUUUUUGUAAUUUCAAAUGUUCAAUGGUGCAAAAUUUCAUGUUUGUAUGACCAUCCAAAACUCUUUUAGAUGCCUUAAUUGUUUAAAAGAUAAUCUUACAUGCCUGUGUCACAACCAAGUAGAAGAUGCCCAGCUUGGUUGUGUUAAAACAAAAAUAUGAGACAAGACAAGUUUUUCAUAUUGCUUUCAUGUUUGAGGAGCAACAGAAAAGUAAAACUUACGCAAUUAAAAGAAUCUGUAAUAAGGGAUGUUGAUAAUCGGCGUAUUCUAUUAUAAAAUCCCAAAAAUUUUCAAUUUUAUGUAGCUGUUCAUAUUAUACACAUGGUAGAAAAAUUGGUAAAUAUACUUAGCUUCACAAUUUUAUAAAACUGUAUUCAUAUUAUAAUCCAGAUAAUAAAUUAUAAUUGUAAUUGUUUUCAACUAUUUGUGUAAUUUUCCAUUUGAUGAAUCGAUCAAUUUUAGCUGCUAGGAAAAUCAUUUCCUUCGAUAAAAAGAUAAUUUUGAUUUUGAAGUUAUUUAAUUGUUACAAUUAUCGAAUCUUAAAAAUUUUAAGAGUUGAAUCGAUUUAUAAAUGUGUCAUUUUCACAGUCUAGUAAGAUAUGAUAUAUUUCUGUAUUUGUUUUGCUUUGUAAUUUUAGAAAAGUGUUUAUCUAUUGUAAUUUUCUCAGCCUUGCUAUAUUAAUUAUUUUUUCAGCAUCAGCAAAAGGGAAACAAUAAAUCGCCUCUCUUUCAGUGGAAUUGGACUUGCAUCUAUUAAACAUUCUUCUAUCUAAACCUCAUCAUUAAUUAUUCAGGAUCCAAAUUUUGAAUUAUUGUUUCCCCUUUUGAAGUUAAGUAAUUGUAUAUUUAAUUUGAUACAUCAUAGGUGUUUCAGAGUACCCUUAAACAACAUAUAUUUAAGUGUUCAAAUUUCACCUAAACUCACAGUUGAGUAUCUUUUAACUUUUAGAUAUUCAAACCUAGUGUAUAUCAUAUUUCUGUUAAUUCUCUAACUGUAUCUUAUUACAGGCAUAUAUUGAAGUGUUUUGGUCAAAUGUACUGUCCACCAACUCAGAAAAGAUUUUUUAUUUAAUCAAACUUGAAUGUUGAUAAUAGCAUCCAUUUGUUUUGGAUAUGGUCCUUAUAAAUUCCAUGUGUUCAUGGUCAUCGUAAAUAUUCCUCUGUAUUUGAGGCUUUCUCAAGUUUAAUUUAUCUAUUGUGGAUGGAAUCGUUCAGUCCUUAUAUAUAAACCAAAUUCCUGAAAAAACAUUAACUAUUUUGAACAUAAAAUUACUUGUUUGCUCCUUUGAUUUAUUAAUAAUUAUCUGUCCUAAGAACAACUGACGACACUUUGAGUCUAGAUUGUUAUAUAACCAUCUGUUAUUUGUCAUUUCCUUAGAGAAAUUCACAUCAACUUGUGUAUAGUCAAAUUUUUUUCCGUUUCAAAAUUUGCGGACCAUACUCUUUAUUAACAAUUAAGAUAUUAUUCUGAAUCGGUGGCAAAAUAUUAAGUACAUGAUUCAAAGGGCAUCCAUUUUGAAUACUUAGAAAUAGUGGUAACUUAUUUUAUCGAAAACUGGCAACUGAUAUGGGUGUUUGCUUAUUUUCCACUUCUAUAGGCGACUGGUAAAAAUGUUUCAAUUACUGCAAAUCUAGUUUUCAAAGUAUUAAUUUUCUGAAAUUUAAAAUAUGAAACCAUUUUCAACUGUUGAAAUAGUUUCUUGAAUGGGCAUCAAGAGUUUUAGGUUUUGAGAACCAGAGCAGUUGAAAGAAUUUGUUUGACAUAAAUAUUGAACCAUAAGCAUGUGUUUUAUUUAAAUCCAACAAUAUCAGUGUUUUUUUAGAAUCGAAACUUGUUAUUUGGAUUCGGAGGUAAGCUUUGACGCGGGUCAUUUGUGUCAAUUUGAAUUUUCGAAAUUUAUUAAUAUUCCUUGUGAUUUGUGUUUUUUCUUUAGAGUUUUGUAUUAUUUUCGAGUUUUUGAGCAUCCUUUUUUGCGUGUUUGUUUAUUUGUAAACGCGCAAAAUCCGGAGAUUAAUAGAUUCAGUUAUGUCUCUAAAUAGCUCGGGGAGAUUUAACGCCAAAAUAAAAAAAACUGUUGAAAAUUUAGGUGAAGAGAGUGAACAGUUUUCUUUAGCAGAUGUUACCUUAUUGAUAAAUGAUAAAAUUAAUGAACUAAAAAAACAGGCUAUAAAUGAUAAGGACACAGAACUUAUCAACCAAAUUAAAUUAAUAUCACAAUCGCUCUUGCAAAAAAAAGAUCGAAACACUUAAAUAUACAUUAUGAGAUCACGGACCUUUCAUUGUUUUCAUAGAAAGUAAAACGGGGAAUAUACGAAACCUUAACGCCCUCAAAAUUGGUAAACUUCUCUUUUAAAAUGAAAACUUUAACUUUAAAAUAGUUGGAAUAACGAGAAAAGGAAAAACAAUAUGAGUAGAAUUUUAUACAGCUAGUGGAGCUGAAGGCGCAGACCAUGUCACGUUUGGAUUCUUUUGAGAUGUGGUUAUACCGACGGAUACUAAAGAUAUUAUGGACCGAACGAGUAACAAAUGAUAGGGUACUCGAAAGAAUGGAUAAAGAACGGGAACUUUUAACAACAGUAAAGCGAAGAAAAGCAGCUUAUUUCGGCCAUAUUUUUAGGAACAGCAAGUACAGUUUUCUGCAACUAAUCGUUGAGGGAAAGAUCGAAGGACGAAGAGGCGUCGGGCGUAAAAGAUUCUCUUGGCUGCGAAAUCUACGCCAGUGGUUUGAUAUAAGAGAGGCCAGUACGAUCAUCCAUUUGGCACGAGACAGAGAGGAAUUCCAGUUGAUGGUCGCCAACCUCCGUUGAGGAGACGGCACUUAAAGAAGAAGUGGAGCUAAUAGAUUUGUUGAUAGUCCUCUACUUCCGGAAUACAAUAUUAUUAUACUGGCUUAUUACUUAACGGUUAAGGGAAUAAUUCCAGAUAUAGACUUGGAUAUAACAGACAAAGAAAAUAGAAACUAUGCUAACUCGGAUGCGGAAGUUAUUAAAGUUUGAAGAAUUAAACGAAGAACAACAAAAAAAGGUGAAAUACAAUAUGUAAAUUCUAGAUCAUGUUUAGUUACAUUAAGAAGCUCAAUAGUCAAGAUUGUCAACUUAUAUAACAUAUCAUAAUUACUUAAAAGAUAAUUAAUAUAUCAGUCCCAUCAUACAAUGCUAUAACUGUUUACGCUUCGGGUACACAGCUAAUAUAUGUAGAGGAAAGAAAAGAUGCAGAAAUUCCGGCGGGGAACACGAUGAGGAAGAAUGUAAUUUCUCAAUCAAAUACUUUUACUGCGUAGAACCCCAUUCAGUGAUUGACAGAAUAUGUAGAGAAUAUAAGAAGCAAUAGCAAUCCAGAAAUACACGUACUAUGAGGCUAACCUACUUUAAAAGAAACAAAAACAAUAUAAUAUUCAGAAUAAUGGCUACAAUAAAACAUUCCCCACACUCUCACGAUCAGAGCUAGCUGAUAAUAACGGAACUAAUUCCAAUCACGGUUGGAAAAGUUACAUAUGCGGAAAAAAUAAAGAAUAAAAUUCAAACGGCGAACACAAAAAUUUCAGGUCAUAGAAUAACUAAUUGUGCUCCUAGAAAGCGCACCGCUAAGCAACAAGAUGCGUAUAAUCGUGAAAAAAUAAAAAAAAUGCUUAUAUAUUAUCAAUACAGACUCACAUACCCAGCAAAUAUUGGAAAAUCAGUAUUAACUAAUGAACAACCUUUCGUAUCGCAACAAAAUAAGAACACAGAAGAAGCAAUGGAAAAAAUUGAUUUCUCAAUACCCGAUAGUUUGGGAAAUAGUAUGCAGUACUCAGAAUUUGAUGAAAACCUACAUGGCGAAUUAAUAAUACAUUAAGUUAGAUACAACAACUCCUUUGAUUUAUUAAUAAUUAUCUGUCCUAAGAACAACUGACGACACUUUGAGUGUAGAUUGUUAUAUAACCAUCUGUUAUUUGUCAUUUCCUUAGAGAAAUUCACAUCAACUUGUGUAUAGUCAAAUUUUUUUCCGUUUCAAAAUUUGCGGACCAUACCCUUUAUUAACAAUUAAGAUAUUAUUCUGAAUCGGUGGCAAAAUAUUAAGUACAUGAUUCAAAGGGCAUCCAUUUUGAAUACUUAGAAUAAGUGGUAACUUAUUUUAUCGAAAACUGGCAACUGAUAUGGGUGUUUGCUUAUUUUCCACUUCUAUAGGCGACUGGUAAAAAUGUUUCGAUUACUGCAAAUCUAGUUUUCAAAGUAUUAAUUUUCUGAAAUUUAAAAUAUAAAACCAUUUUCAACUGUUGAAAUAGUUUCUUGAAUGGGCAUCAAGAGUUUUAGGUUUUGAGAACCAGAGCAAUUGAAAGAAUUUGUUUGACAUAAAUAUUGAACCAUAA
Harmonia axyridis is the source of this 8681-nucleotide messenger RNA. Its product is annotated as constitutive coactivator of PPAR-gamma-like protein 1. The coding region runs from base 329 to 3217 and encodes 962 amino acids. Lineage: Eukaryota; Metazoa; Arthropoda; Insecta; Coleoptera; Coccinellidae. The transcript is spliced from 15 exons. The record is from RefSeq and is a predicted model, not a curated record. Gene Ontology annotation, cellular component: nucleus.